UCUGAUACAGAGAAGUGGUGAGAGAGAGAGAGGAUACGAAGUGAUUGUCUUUCUCACUCGAAUAAUGUACAUUUUAAUUACUAAUUACUAGAUUUCAUUAGAGCUAAUCACUGAUUUUUCAUCUCACUAAAUGCUGACUUUAUGAACAUAAGAAUUGGAAAAUUUCUGAGAGUGAACCAACGCAAGCCUUGUUCUUCAUCAAACAAUGCUCCAAAGGACCUGCAUUGUCUUAAUCUCUCUUCUCUUCUCAUUUUCUCCACUUGGUAGAGCCAUGCUCAACCUCACUCUUCCCGGCCAGCAUCCCAACCCCGAAGCUGUUGUCCAAGAAGUUCACAGGAAGGUAAAUGCCUCUAUAGCAAGAAGGGAAAUGCUACAACUCUCCCGGAAAGACCAGGUUCCAUGCCAGACCGGAAACCCCAUUGACGACUGCUGGAAAUGUGACCCGGACUGGGCCAACAGCCGGCAGAGACUUGCAGAUUGCGCCAUUGGGUUCGGCCAGUACGCUCUCGGCGGCAAGAACGGCGAAUUCUACAUCGUCACCGACUCCUCAGACGACGACGCCGUGAAUCCUAGGCCCGGCACACUAAGAUAUGCCGUGAUUCAGACCGAACCUCUCUGGAUUGUUUUCCCCAGCAACAUGCUCAUCAAGCUCUCUCAGGAGCUCAUCUUUAAUAGCUACAAGACUCUCGAUGGGCGUGGGGCUAACGUCCACAUUGUCGGUGGCGGCUGCAUUACUCUGCAAUUUAUAUCCAACGUCAUUAUUCACAACAUUCAUAUCCACCAUUGUCAUCAGUCUGGAGACACUAAUGUGCGGUCGAGCCCAACCCACUACGGGUAUCGCACGAAAUCGGACGGUGAUGGGAUCUCCAUCUUCGGGUCUCAUGACAUAUGGGUAGACCAUUGUUCCCUUUCGCACUGCAAUGACGGCCUGAUAGACGCGGUGAUGGGGUCCACCGGGAUCACGAUAUCCAACAACUUUUUCUCCCAUCACGAUGAGGUGAUGCUGCUGGGUCACAGCGAUGAGUACUUGCCGGACUCCGGGAUGCAGGUGACCAUCGCCUUCAACCACUUCGGCGAGAAGCUGGUGCAGAGGAUGCCCAGGUGCAGACGCGGCUAUAUCCACGUCGUCAACAACGAUUUCACUCAGUGGGAGAUGUAUGCUAUCGGCGGUAGCGGUAACCCUACCAUUAACAGCCAAGGGAACCGCUACACCGCCCCUAUCGAUCGCAAUGCCAAGGAGGUGACGAAGAGAGUGGAAACAGCAGAAGGGGAGUGGAGGGGGUGGAAUUGGAGAUCGGAGGGGGAUAUAAUGGUGAACGGAGCAUUCUUUGUGGCGUCCGGCGAGGGGGUAGAGGUUAAGUACGAGAAGGCUUAUAGCGUGGAGCCCAAAUCCGCUGUGCUCAUCGACCAGAUCGUCAUGCACGCUGGUGUGCUCGGAGUUGGUGGCAGGGACAACAACCUGGGAAUGUGGAGCACAGGACCCAAUGGUGGUGCAACGGGUUUAGGAUCCGGCCCAGACUACACGGAUGAUAUGUCGGGGAGCAGCGUGCCAUUGUCGCCUUUAACCUCCACUCUCUUAUCCCUACUCAUUGCGUUCUCAUGCUUGUUAUUUUAUAAAAAACUCAUGACAUCUAUGUUAUGAUAUAUAAUGAGAAAUUAAGUUC
Molecule: messenger RNA, 1664 nt
Organism: Corylus avellana
Lineage: Eukaryota; Viridiplantae; Streptophyta; Magnoliopsida; Fagales; Betulaceae
Product: Pectin lyase-like superfamily protein
Molecular function (GO): pectate lyase activity
Source: RefSeq, a predicted model, not a curated record